CGCUCGAGCUGCGCGCGCCUCCGCGCGCGAGGAGAGCACACGCUCCGAAAUGCGUUUUUUUAACUUAGAGCAAAGCGCGGUUCGCAGACGAGCUGUACGUGCGCGCGUUCGGUUCUUGCUCCGCACGUCCUGAAUGCUUUUCCACAAAUCACGGAUAUGCAGUUAUUGGUUGAGAGUCUCCUGUAGCUCCUUGCGCCCGUGUGAGGUCCUCCUGUUGGAAGGACUGCGGACCGGUCCGCCUGGACGGCACGCCAGUUUCGCUUUUUCGGCUUCUUCCCUUAUUGGAUGAGAAGCUCCCAGUUAGUGCUAGAUGAUGAUGGCCAUCCCACAUGGAACAGGGUUGUGUUUUCAGAGGGAAGGACAGUACUGGCCCCAGUGAUGAACCCACCGGGUUACCCGAGUGUGGUUGAUUAGUGCGAGGGGGGGGAAAGUGCCUCACGUCCGCUCGACGUUCGUUGUUCUGGAACUGCCCUCACUUACCUGCCACGGCUGGACUGUCCACGUGGGGCCAUGGAGACUCUCUGGGCCUUCCUGCAUCUGUUCACGGCCUGUGCGGCCAUCCAUAUGGACGCUGCCGAGAGUCACAGCGCGUUCACGUGUGAGCCCAUCACGCUGCGCAUGUGCCAGGACCUGCCCUACAAUACCACCUUCAUGCCCAACCUGUUGAACCACUACGACCAACAGACUGCCGCCCUCGCCAUGGAGCCCUUCCACCCCAUGGUGAACCUGGAGUGUUCACCCGAGCUGCGCCCCUUCCUGUGUGCCCUCUAUGGCCCCGUGUGCACCGAGUAUGGCCGCCUGACUCUGCCCUGCCGCCGCCUUUGCCAGCACGCGAAGCGCGACUGCUACAAGCUCAUGGACAUGUUUGGGGUCUCCUGGCCGGAUGAGAUGGACUGUAACAGGUUCCCGGACUGCGACGAGCCGUACCCUCGUGCCGUGGACCUGCAGUCCAGCACCGACGGCACGGAAGACUCCCCUCUGGAAGUGCAGCGCGACUACGGUUUCUGGUGUCCCCGGGAGCUCAAGAUUGAGCCCGAACUGAGCUACUCCUUCCUAGGGGUGCGGGACUGCUCCCCACCAUGUCCCAACAUGUACUUCCGCCACGAUGAGCUCCGCUUCGCCCGUUACUUCAUCGGCGUCGUCUCCAUCGUCUGCCUGUCCGCCACACUCUUUACCUUCCUCACCUUCCUCAUCGACGUCACCCGCUUCCGCUACCCCGAGCGACCCAUCAUCUUCUACGCCGUGUGCUACAUGAUGGUGUCCCUGGUGUUCUUCCUCGGCUUCCUGCUGGAGGACCGCGUGGCCUGCAACCCUGCGAGGCCUGGGCAGUACCGCGCCUCCACUGUCACUCAGGGCUCCCACAACAAGGCGUGCACGCUGCUCUUCAUGGGCCUCUACUUCUUCACCAUGGCGGGCAGCGUCUGGUGGGUCAUCCUCACCAUCACCUGGUUCCUGGCUGCCGUGCCCAAGUGGGGCAGUGAGGCCAUCGAGAAGAAGGCGCUGCUGUUCCACGCCAGCGCCUGGGGUGUCCCCGGCGCGCUUACGGUGACGCUGAUGGCCAUGAACAAGAUCGAGGGGGACAAUGUCAGCGGUGUCUGCUUUGUGGGCCUCUACGACGUGAUGGCGUUGCGCUGGUUUGUGUUGGCGCCGCUCUGUCUCGAUGUGCUGGUAGGCGUGGCCUUGCUGCUGGCAGGCAUCGUGGCGCUGAACCGUGUGCGCAUGGAGAUCCCACUGGAGAAGGAGAACCAGGACAAGCUGGUGAAGUUCAUGAUCCGGAUCGGGGUCUUCUCCGUGCUCUACCUGGUGCCCCUUCUGGUGCUCAUCGGCUGCUACUUCUACGAGCAGAGCUACCGGGCCGUGUGGGAGACCACAUGGGUACAGGAGCGAUGCCGCGAGUACCACAUCCCCUGCCCCUACCAGGUGGAGCGGACGAGCCGACCGGAGCUGGUGGUCUUCCUCAUGAAGUACCUGAUGACGCUGGUGGUGGGCAUCCCUUCUGUCUUCUGGGUGGGCAGCAAGAAGACCUGCUUUGAGUGGGCCGGCUUUUUCCGCGGUCACCGGCAGAAAGACGGAGCUGUCAACGAGAGCCGGCAGGUGCUGCAGGAGCCGGACUUUGCGCAGUCUCUGUUGCGGGACCCCAACACGCCCAUCAUCCGCAAGUCCCGCGGCACCUCCACGCAGGGCACCUCCACCCAUGCUUCCUCCACUCACCUGGCUAUGCUGGACGACCUGCCCAGCAGAGCCGGCAGCGUUCACAGCAAGAUGAGCAGCUACCACGGCAGCCUGCACCGCUCGAGGGACGGCAGGUAUACCCCCUGCAGUUACCGUGCUGCGGAGGAACGUUUGCCCUAUGGAAGCAUGUCCCAUCUCCCUCCCUUGGACCAGUCGCGGCACGGCAGCACCCAGCGCCUCGACAGUCAGUCCCGGCACAGCAGCGUGAGGGAUCUGAGUAACGCACAGACCACACACAUUACCCACGGCACCAGCAUGAAUCGUGUUAUCGAGGAGGACGGGGCCAGUGCUUGAGCCCUGGGCCCCCUGAGGUAGGAGAGGUCUGCAAUUUGACAGACAGCGCAGCUCAUCCUACUGCCACUCCAGUGGGUGACGGAAGAAAGGUGGCAGCAGCUGCCCUGACAAAUCAGGGAUCCUCCACACUGACUUCUUCUGGGACUGGGACAAGCCACUGAUUGCCGGUGGUCCACAAGUGACGUGUGUGCUUUGGUCAGCAGAGCUGCGGUAAUCGAGACAAAGAAAUCGGACGGGACUUUAAAUGGCGAGGAGCAGGCGGAGAUGCUCUCAACACUGCUUUCUGGGCUCCAGUCGGUAUGGGAGGGGCUCCGGCUGUCCUGGGACUAGAACAGAAUGCAGGAUGUUCAGACGCAGCCCUACAGAUGCCCUCUCUCAUCAGCCACUGGCAAGAGAUGUCUUACCACAGUAGACUAAUGAACCAGAACAGGGACCAGUACCUACUUGGUGCUUUUAUCACAGAAACAUGUCUCUUUAUUUUGCACUUCUGUCCCCAAAGGUUCCCCAUUUACAUUCAGAUGGAUUAAUUAUGUUCCCCCUGAUCUCUGCUCUAUUAAAUGCCUGUUUGUCAAUACAGCUGGAAAAGCACAGGCCUUCUGGCUGUAGGUCACAUCAGCAGAGCCAUGAAAGCAGGUAAACAGUCUUACUGACUCAAAAAGUGGUUUCACAUUGGAGGGGAACAUUGACUUUUUUUUUUUUUUUUUUUUUUUUUAAAAAAAAAAAAAAUAUUCUGCAGCAGUAAGAAACCCAUUUUGUGAGCUGCAUGUUAAGCCCAGGACCACUUCACUGGCCAGACAGUUACUCCUGCCUUUGCCCAGAAAUGACAACGGGUCCGGGGCUCCAACAAGACACCUUGGGUAUUACAACAGUUCAAUUAUUUUUACACUGGAGUACAGGUCCUUUUAAACAGUCACCUUAAUUUCUGUGCUUAAAUUAGCAUUGCCUAGUGAACCAACACAUACUGUGGUAAAUCUUCCACUGAUGCUGGAGUGAUUCAGGUGUGUUUUCUUAUUCAGGGACUAAAACAUAACUGACCAGGUGUAGAAACAUUGAUGGAAAAGCGUUGAGCGGACAACUUGAUUACGUGUUCAUGUAAUCGGUCACAAUUCAGCAUAUCAGUGCUGCGAAAGAGAAGCACAAUUUUCUCAUCGGUGUUCGACGUGAGGAUUCACCAAGUCGCAUGUGGCUGACGGGUGAAACGUAAGCCCAGAAAUGUGUGUACGCGUGCUUGUGUGUGUGCAUAAUUACAGCGUGCACUGUUACAGCAGUAGAAUGUACAACUCUUACCUCCCAGUGAAACCCUCCUUUUUUCAGCACUGUAAAUGGCAGCAAAGCCUUUUAGCUUUAGAUGUAAGAAAGAUUUUAACUUUUUUUUUUGUAUUAGGUUCAAAGCUGCUGCUGCCCACCCACUGACCAGGCACGGCCUUGCAGUGAAGUUUUGGAUCAGUUGCUGUGGGGGUGUUCGGAAUCAGACCGAUGAACUGUAAGGGUCUGUUACUCCUCUCACUGAUGUUCUUAGCGUGUUGUCCAUCAUACUGAGUGACUGGUGUGGUCCAUGGGUGUAACAGGCCUCUCUGGUCCUGUUCAUACAUCUUGUGAGCACAACUGAUUGUAAAGCU
This is a messenger RNA of Scleropages formosus (Asian bonytongue), 4145 nucleotides long. RefSeq names its product frizzled class receptor 3a (gene fzd3a). The transcript is spliced from 7 exons. Gene Ontology annotation, biological process: non-canonical Wnt signaling pathway; canonical Wnt signaling pathway. Lineage: Eukaryota; Metazoa; Chordata; Actinopteri; Osteoglossiformes; Osteoglossidae. Gene Ontology annotation, cellular component: plasma membrane. The record is from RefSeq and is a predicted model, not a curated record. The coding region runs from base 511 to 2526 and encodes 671 amino acids. Gene Ontology annotation, molecular function: Wnt receptor activity; Wnt-protein binding.